Messenger RNA from Tachyglossus aculeatus (Australian echidna), 2803 nucleotides. RefSeq names its product telomere maintenance 2 (gene TELO2). The transcript has 20 exons. Gene Ontology annotation, molecular function: telomeric repeat DNA binding; Hsp90 protein binding. Bases 72 to 2393 code for a protein of 773 amino acids. Lineage: Eukaryota; Metazoa; Chordata; Mammalia; Monotremata; Tachyglossidae. Gene Ontology annotation, biological process: protein stabilization; telomere maintenance via telomerase. The record is from RefSeq and is a predicted model, not a curated record. Gene Ontology annotation, cellular component: cytosol.
CGGCGCCACCGGAAGUGGAGCGCGAGGCGCGGGAAGCUGAGGAGGCCUUGGCUGCUGGCGAUGGGGCCCAAAUGGCGGCCGCCCUGAGCGCCCUGAGGCGACACUUGGGGGGCCCGGGGCCCGCUCCCCUCCAUUUCUCCGGCCUUCUGCGGGGGCUGGUCAGCCGGCUGACCCCCGACUGGCCCGGGCAGCAGCUGGAGGGACUGUGGGGCAGUUUCUUCCUGGAAGGCCCCGCCGACCAAGCCUUCCUCGUGCUCAUGGAGGCCGUCGCCGCCGCCCCGGGGCCCUGUUUCCGCCUGACGAAGGUGGUGGACGUGUUGGCGGAGUUCCUGAAGAGGGGCCGGAUGGCCGCUCUGCUGUGGGAGCUGUGUGGUCAGCAGCAGCAGCAGGGGUCACUGGGGCCGCAGCAGGAGGGACCCCCUGACUCGUCGCGCCUACAGGAGACGUUGCUCCACAAGGUCGUGGGCCUCCCGGAUCACCUGAGCAACCGGCUGCAGAAGGGAAGCCUGGCCCUGUUCCUCCCCCAGAAUUACUUCCCGUUCCUGGGGGGGGAGAUUCUGCAGGCGCUGCACAGGAUCUCGGACUCCCUCCGAGGUGGUCUGGACUGUUCCAUCUCCUUCGUGUCUCAGGUCCUGGGCAAGGUCUGUGUCCACGGGAGGCAAAAGGAGAUCCUGGGAGCACUGGCACCUCGCUUGGCAGAGCUCACCCAAUCGGACUGCAUUUGGCAGAGGAUCUGUUGGCGGAUGGUGGAGUCUGUGCCACACAGCGCAAUGGAAGCCGUGGUCUCUGGGUUUGUCCGAGCAGCUCCGGGGGCCGACGUCCUGUCUCGAGUACUGGGGAACCUGGUAGUGAAGAACAAGAAAGCGCAGUUUGUGGUGACCCGGAAGUUGUUGUUCCUGCAGUACAGCCUCACGACCACAGGACUGCAGAGUCUCCUUGGAUACCUCGCCUUGGAUUCCCUCCGGCGGCCGCUUCUGGUUCAGGUGCUGAAGGAGCUCCUGGAGAUCUGGGCUAGCAGUAGCGCCGUGAAGCACUCCCCAGUAGAACAGCAGCUGUAUGUCAGCAAGGCCAUCCUCAUCUGCCUCGCCCACCUAAAGGACGCUGAGACGGAGAGCAUCCGGGCAGAACUGCUGGCCAGCCUGACAGAAGGGGCACAGUGCCACCUGGACAGCAGCCUGCCCCAGGUCCGGCGCCUGGGCAUGAUCGUGGCCGAGAACCUCAGCUCCCGCCUUCACCCGGAGGGGCCCGGCCUAAAAUUCCAGUACGAAGAGGACGAGCAGAGCAGAGAGCUACAGUCCCUGGCCAGGAUGCAGCCUUCUGAUCGCGCCGCGCCAUCGGCUGGACCAGAUCCUGGAUCUCAAGUCACAAAGAGUGCUGACCAGGAAAAAAGCCCAGCCCCGGCUCCAGUCCCAGAGGACAGCUGCGACUCUGAACUAGACAGCGACGACGAGUUCGUGCCGUACGACAUGUCCGAAGACAAAGAGCUAAAGACGACGAAGGUCCCCGUGUACAUCCGAGACUGUCUUGAAGUGCUGACGACGUCCGAAGACAUGGAACGGUGGGAAGCGGCGCUGAGGGUUCUGGAGAGCCUGAUCCGAAGGAACCGAACCACCACGAGAGAGGUGAGCGUGGAGUUGGCCAAGGUGCUGCUUCACCUGGAGGAGAAGACCUGCGUGAAGGGGUUUGCUUCGCUGCGGCAGAGAGCCCUCGUGGCCGUCACGGUCGCCGACCCGGUCCAGGUGGCACAGUAUCUGAUCGCCCAGUUCUCCGCUCUGAAUUACAGCCUCAGCCAGCGCAUCGACAUCUUGGACGUGCUAGCUCUUGCAGCCCAGGAGCUCUCGGCCCCCAGCCCCAGAGAGAAGCCCCAGCAGUCCCUCCCCACGAAGGCCGGCAUCCAGCCCUUGCCCGGAGAGCUGACCUCUGACCCCAGCAGCAGCACCCCCGAGGCCUGGAGGAAAAUUGUGGACCAGAGGAUCCAAAGCAAGACCCGCAGGUUUGCCAAGGGUCCGUCCAGGCCAGACCCAGUGGCGGUCCCCAACGACUUCAAUGCCGUGGCCGGCUGUUUCUUCUUCCCCCUCAUCCAGCGCUUCGACAGACCGCUGGCGACCUUUGACCUCUUGGGAGGCGACCACUUAGUGCUGGGCAGGCUGGUCCACACGUUGGGGAUCCUCAUGCACUUUGCGGUCAACACCACGGCGGCCGUGCCCAUGGGGAAGGCGCUGUUGGAGUUGGUGUGGACGCUCCGUUACCAUACUGACGCGUAUGUGCGGAGGGGCCUCCUGUCUGCCGUCUCCUUCACCCUCCUGAGCGUCCCCGCCACGUGCCUGCUGGGAGACCUGAUGGAUGAGCUCCUGGAGACCAGGGCCUGGCUGGCGGGGAGAGGAAUUCUCUAGCCCCGGGGGCCCUGACUCCGCUUCCUAUCUCCACGGGGAGCGUGUUUCCAUAAGAGGCGCUCCGGGGCCAAGGUCAGUCCGCUUGCCGGGUCCGGAGGGGGAUGGUCUCAGGGAAACUCCUCGACCCUCUCUGCGGUCCCGCCGCCCGCCUGAGGCAGUUUGUCGCUUCUGGGCUUGGGAUCUGUCCUUGGGUUGUUGCUUUUGUGGCUUGGGAGCUGAGAGAAGCAGCUGGGGAGAAUGAGCGUGAAGACUGGUCUUGGCUGGCUGCCGAGCCCAGGGUCCUCCCCUGGGGAGGUGGGCUUCGGGCGCAGUGUGGGCCGAGCGGCCCCAUAAGCACGAAGGGGCUUCCUGUGCCUUCCUCUCUCGGCCAGGCCCAACAUGGGCCUUCCGGUUUUCUACCAAUGAGCGCU